CCUAAUACUAAGACAGCUGCUGUUUAUAAUAAGAAACGUAAUAAUUAUAAUCAUUACAGCAUCGUUUUAUAAUAAACAGUAAAGUGUUUAUUGGGCUCUUCCUCUGUGCCAAGCAUUGUCAGCUAUGAUAUGGCCUAUUUCUUUAUUCUUUGUAGCAGCCUCGAGAGAUAUGGAAACAGACAUAGACAGUCAGUAGGAGUCAGCAGGGGCUGCUACUCCUGGGAUGUGACCCUCAUUAUAUAGAGAAUGGAACGAGAGUGAGAGAGGAAGAAGGUCAUAAGCAGUUGUCAGACAGGGGAUAGGCCCUGAAAGGGGAGAUCUCUCAUGCAAGAUGGCAAAUGUUACUCCCAUGAAGGUUGUAAGAAGGUUACUUCCAUGAAGCUUUUCGGUAUCUGCACCUUGGCCUGGGUGGAGCCCGCAGACUCGGAGACUGUUCACGGAGGGCUAGAACUGCGCAGAAAAUAUCCCAACACAAACAGUGUAGCGUGGUGUGUUGAGUUCUGGAUCGGAACCAGGCCCAAAUCCCAGCUCUGACAUGGCUAAUUCACUGUGGAAUACCGGGCUAAUUCCCUUCUCGCUCGGGCCUCAGUUUCCCUGCCUGUAACUAGAAGUGAGCUCACCUGAGGCUGGUUAGAGUACCUGUGGCGGUUUCCUUGGGAGAUAGUACUGUCUGGCUCUGGACCAAGACAGCCCCAGUACAUUUUCUCUUCUGACCAACCAGCAGCCCAUCCCUCCUACCCCCCUUCCCCCUGGCCAUCCCCAAAGCAAACGAAGCUGAUUGUCUUAACUGGCGCUGUGGGUGCUGGCUGGUCAGCCGGCCGCAGGCCACAGGCGGAGGUGCCAUCAGCCAGGGCCCCACCAGACACACAGGACAUUGUCCUUCGGUCAACAGCCCCUGGGCACCUCAGGGCCUGGCUCCUGGCCUGCCCCCACACCCCUCACCGCCUGCCACUGUGCUAAGGCCCAGCCAGCUGGGGGCCCAAGGCUCCCAGCUGACAGUGAGCCCACCCACCCACACCCCCCAGCAGCCCCCCGUGGAGCUAUAAUUGCCUCAGUCCAUCCUGUUGCUGCUAUUCUCUCUCUGCGGCAUCUGGGGUUCCUGGCCGGUGGCAGCUGCAGGCCUGCUGCCUGGCUUGGUGGGAUGGACUGGCCACACAGCCUGCUGCUCCUUCUUGCCAUCUCUAUCUUCCUGGGGCCAAGCCAGCCCCGAAACACCAAAGGCAAAAGGAAGGGGCAAGGGCGGCCUGGCCCCUUGGCCCCUGGGCCUCACCAGGUGCCACUGGACCUGGUCUCUCGCGUAAAGCCCUACGCUCGAAUGGAAGAGUAUGAGAGGAACCUUGGAGAGAUGGUGGCUCAGCUGAGGAACAGCUCUGAGACAGCCAAGAGGAAAUGCGAGGUCAACCUGCAGCUGUGGCUGUCCAACAAGAGAAGCCUAUCUCCUUGGGGAUACAGCAUCAACCAUGACCCCAGCCGCAUUCCUGCGGACUUGCCUGAGGCGCGCUGCCUUUGUCUGGGCUGCGUGAACCCCUUCACCAUGCAGGAGGACCGCAGCAUGGUGAGUGUGCCAGUGUUCAGCCAGGUGCCAGUGCGCCGCCGCCUUUGUCCGCCACCUCCGCGCCCUGGGCCCUGCCGUCACCGCGUCGUCAUGGAGACCAUCGCGGUGGGUUGCACCUGCAUCUUCUGAGCCACCAAGCCUGUGGCCACUGCUACUCCUCCCUCCCCGCACCCAC
Molecule: messenger RNA, 1730 nt
Organism: Alexandromys fortis (reed vole)
Lineage: Eukaryota; Metazoa; Chordata; Mammalia; Rodentia; Cricetidae
Gene: Il17b
Product: interleukin 17B
Exons: 3
Coding region: 1142-1684 (180 amino acids)
Biological process (GO): inflammatory response
Cellular component (GO): extracellular region
Molecular function (GO): cytokine activity
Source: RefSeq, a predicted model, not a curated record